UUCCUUUUCACCACCUUCUCCAUCACUAUAGAUUUCGCUCACGGACCUUGAUCCAUCCAACGUACCCUACCGUCUCACACGUGUCCCUUGGUGUCGGCGACUCCUCAACGAACCGAACUGUGGUACAACCGAUACAUCAACGAGCCACAACCAAAAAAGCCUGGAUCUUCCUAACCUCCUUACAAAGUGUUUCUUUCAACAAAUCGUUUUCAGAACUUCAGAUCUUACAUGAACUCUCUCACCGUUGAUUGAAGUUUUGUUUCACUAGGUUUGAAUAAUGGAGGUGAAAGAGAGUGAAAGAGUGGUAGUAAUAGCAAAACCAGUAGCUUCAAGGCCUUCAUGCUCUAGCAUCAGGACAUUCACUGACCUUUUUAGUACUGAUUCAGUUACUGUAUCUCCCCAUGAGACUUUAGACGCUGUUAUUAGACCAAAGACUCUGAGGUUUAAACAGCCAGUGGUAGCUGCGGUCUCAUGUCCAAAGGUUGAAGGAAAAGAUAAAGGAAAGUCUUGUGAUGAUUCAGACAGCAAAAGCUAUGUAGUUUAUAAACCUAAAGCAAAGCUUGUCUCAAAAGCAACAGUCUCUGCAUUGGCUAAUAUGCUUCAGGGGAAUAAUCAUCAACAGGUUUGGAAACAAAGCGAAGCAGUAGCCUAUGGGAAGAGUGUGAGCCAAGGUACACGUCCUUACCUAGUCCCUAGGGUUCCAUCCUUCACGGAAUCAGAGACAUCUGGAGACAAAUCUUCCGUGGACGGAUACAACUGGCGGAAAUACGGACAGAAGCAAGUCAAAGGAAGUGACUGUCCAAGGAGUUACUACAAAUGCACACACCCUAAAUGUCCUGUGAAGAAGAAAGUGGAGAGAUCAAUGGGUGGUCAAGUCUCAGAGAUUGUGUAUCAAGGUGAGCAUAAUCACUCAAAACCGUCUUGUCCUCUUCCGCGGCGCGCUUCAUCAUCAUCCUCUUCAGGGAUUCAGAAACCACAAAAGGAGUUACAAGACCCUACUAAUGUCUAUCACCAUCCUCUUUGGAGCAACCAAAGCAAUGACUCAUCUAAAAAUAUAACUGAGAAGAUGAAUGAAGGUUGUGUUACAACACCAUUUGAGUUUGCUGUUCCAAGAUCGGCUAUCUCAACUGGUGGGAGUUCGGAUUCUGGUUGUAGAAGUAGCCAGUGUGAUGAAGGUGAGCUUGAUGAUCCUAGCAGAAGCAAGAGAAGGAAGAACGAGAAGCAAGCAAGUCAAGGAGGAGUAUCACAAAGCUCAGUGGAAUCAGACAGUCUUGAAGAUGGAUUCAGGUGGAGGAAGUACGGACAAAAAGUGGUUGGAGGCAAUGCGCAUCCAAGAAGUUAUUACAGAUGCACGAGUGCAAACUGCAGAGCAAGGAAACAUGUUGAGAGAGCUAGUGAUGAUCCAAGAGCUUUCAUUACAACCUAUGAAGGUAAACACAAUCACCAUUUCAACUUGAGACCUCCAACUUCGCCUGCUCAUCCAUUUACUUCCCAACAACAUUCUAAUCAAGCAAUUUGAUGAUUACUCAGUUGAUUCUUCCUCUUCAAUCUUCAUAGCACAUUUUAUUAAUCAAUCAUUUUCUUGUUUUCAUUGUGAAUUUAUUUUAUUUGACAUCAAAAUUGUAAGGAAACAAAAAGAAAAAGCAAAUAAAAAGAGUGUUUCAUUUUCAGUGUUGAACAGAAACUAAUAAAC
Molecule: messenger RNA, 1693 nt
Organism: Eruca vesicaria subsp. sativa (arugula)
Lineage: Eukaryota; Viridiplantae; Streptophyta; Magnoliopsida; Brassicales; Brassicaceae
Source: the annotation of a GenBank genome assembly